UUAAUACUCGGUCGCGGACCACAUUCGUGGGCAGAAGAAGGACGCUCCGUGGCUGGAUGUAGGUAUCGCGAUCGCCGCCGCCGACGUUCCCGGCUGCUCCGGCGCGUAUUAUCCGCGAGAUACGUCACUGUAUCGUGAUCCGCUCCCCUCUCCCGCCGUGUCGACGGAGAUAUCGUCACUCGCGUGAACGGCCGCCACACAGGAUGUGUUCCGUGACUGAUCGCAGUUCGAGAUUUAUCGAAGAAAGAUUCUCGAAGGAAAUCUUUGCUCCGAUUGGUCCAUCAAACGUCAAGACGAACGCCAAACGAACGCAGCCGAAGCAAGUUCAACAAUCGAAACAACGAUCUAUUCUUUAUUCUAUAUAGUCGAUGGUAAAUAAUGGAUAAUAUUUUUGGGAAAGAAGAUUCUGGAGAUGAAAGCGAACAUAAUGACAUCGAGGACAAGGAUGAUAAAAAUAGUCCUUUACAAAAUUCAGGAUCUAAAGAUAUUGAAGCUAUGGAUGUUGAUGGUGCACAAAUCAAAACAGAGUCCGAUGCAAUGAGUUCUCAGUCACAAUCGGAUGCAGAAGAAAAUGAAAAUACAGGAUCAAAUUCUAUGUGCCCAAUUGUGGCGGAACAAAUGGAAAUUGAAAAACAGAAACUUGAUAUAAAGGAAGAACACAUUGCGGAAGAUAUAUUUGGUAACGAUAUCAUGUUACCUCGCGCAAAUCCAGUCACAAAAGAAAGAAGGGAAAGUAAAGAGAAAAGCAAGAAAGAGUUAGAGGAAGAAGAACGAGAGAAGAUGCAGGUAUUAGUAUCCAAUUUUACUGAAGAUCAGUUGGACAGAUAUGAGAUGUAUAGACGAUCAGCAUUUCCGAAAGCAGCUAUAAAAAGGAUUAUGCAAACCAUAACAGGCUGUUCAGUAUCUCAGAAUGUUGUCAUAGCUAUGUCAGGAAUCGCCAAAGUAUUUGUUGGCGAAAUUGUUGAAGAAGCUUUAGAUGUUAUGGACGCUCAAAAUGAAACUGGCCCAUUACAACCAAAACAUCUGAGAGAAGCUGUUCGCAGAUUAAGAUUGCAAGGUCAAAUACCGAAUGGCCGGGCGCAUAAAGCUUUCUUUAGGCUGUAAUUAUUUUAUAUUUAUGGUAUAUUAGUACAAUGCUUCUCAUUGAUAGAAAUCUAUCAAUAUUAAAAUUUGUAAACAUGUACAAAUUAUAUAAUUCACGAACAAUCAAAAUCGGAUUUUUUGCAUAUCUUUGCAAAAUUACUAUUUGUUUUUAGUCAAAACAUACUGUUCGUAUAUUCUCGACUAGUAUAUUAAAUUUUAAUAUUUUAUAGGCAUAUAUAUUUUACUAACAACUAAUUUAUGCUUUAUAUCUUUAAAUUAGAAUAUAAGCCAAAUGUAAUUAUUAGUAGUAUAUUUUUAUACUAUUAACAAAUUUUUUUGAUAUAUGAUUGUAAAUUGGAAAUACAAUUAUGAAUCGUCAAAGUGUAUAUAUAAAACAGAUAAUAGCAAAAUAUUACCAACCAGA
Formica exsecta is the source of this 1507-nucleotide messenger RNA. RefSeq names its product transcription initiation factor TFIID subunit 11 (gene Taf11). Gene Ontology annotation, molecular function: transcription coactivator activity; protein heterodimerization activity. The coding region runs from base 379 to 1104 and encodes 241 amino acids. The record is from RefSeq and is a predicted model, not a curated record. Gene Ontology annotation, biological process: transcription initiation at RNA polymerase II promoter; RNA polymerase II preinitiation complex assembly. The transcript is spliced from 7 exons. NCBI's taxonomy places the organism in Eukaryota, Metazoa, Arthropoda, Insecta, Hymenoptera, Formicidae. Gene Ontology annotation, cellular component: transcription factor TFIID complex; nucleus.